Messenger RNA from Kwoniella mangroviensis CBS 8507, 372 nucleotides. RefSeq lists its product as uncharacterized. The transcript is spliced from 2 exons. The coding region runs from base 1 to 372 and encodes 123 amino acids. Lineage: Eukaryota; Fungi; Basidiomycota; Tremellomycetes; Tremellales; Cryptococcaceae. The record is from RefSeq and is a predicted model, not a curated record.
AUGAAUUCAGCAGACGAGAUGGACAUGGCAGAAUCGUCUGAUGAUGACUACAAUGACGAUCAGGACAACAACACGUUCCGAUCCAAACGAGCCAAAAAGGUGUACGAUGUCUCCGCAAGGCCAUCGGUCAUACGUGAUCAAGCUCAAAGACGACGACGUAACGAACACUUAUGUAGACUCAUCUUGGAUCAGCCUGAGGGAAUUGGUUUGUACGCUUACUUAACAGGAUGUCAACCCAGAUACGGGAUAACCGAUUGGGGGAAAUCUUACAAUUCUCACAAACAAACUGGAAGAAUCGACGAGAUGGUCAAGCACAUGAGAGAACGAUUGAGCAAGAAGAAGAAGAAGGCGGAAUUAAGAGAACGUGUGUGA